This is a messenger RNA of Dromaius novaehollandiae (emu), 3725 nucleotides long. RefSeq names its product secretion associated Ras related GTPase 1B (gene SAR1B). Lineage: Eukaryota; Metazoa; Chordata; Aves; Casuariiformes; Dromaiidae. The record is from RefSeq and is a predicted model, not a curated record. Gene Ontology annotation, biological process: intracellular protein transport; endoplasmic reticulum to Golgi vesicle-mediated transport; membrane organization. Gene Ontology annotation, molecular function: GTP binding; GTPase activity. The coding region runs from base 144 to 740 and encodes 198 amino acids. The transcript has 7 exons. Gene Ontology annotation, cellular component: COPII vesicle coat; endoplasmic reticulum exit site.
AAGCGGCCAGAAGCAACCGGAAGGAACCGGAAAGCGCCGGAAGUGGCGGGGCGGGGCGGGGCGGGCGGAGCCGCGGGGCCGUGUGGUGCCGGCGGCAGCGGCGCGCAGCUGGGGCCGGGCCGCGGCGACUAUAAGAUUCAGAUAUGUCCUUCAUAUUUGAUUGGAUUUACAGUGGUUUCAGCAGCGUAUUACAGUUUUUAGGACUGUACAAGAAGUCAGGCAAACUAGUGUUUCUUGGACUGGACAAUGCUGGAAAAACUACGCUGCUGCACAUGCUCAAAGAUGACAGACUGGGACAACAUGUCCCCACAUUACACCCCACUUCAGAAGAGCUGACAAUUGCUGGUAUGACUUUCACUACCUUUGAUCUGGGUGGACAUGCUCAAGCUCGCAGGGUGUGGAAAAACUAUCUGCCUGCUAUUAAUGGCAUUGUGUUCUUGGUGGACUGUGCAGAUCAUGAAAGAUUGCUUGAAUCAAAAGAAGAACUUGAUUCACUAAUGACAGAUGAAACUAUUGCUAAUGUGCCUAUCCUAAUUCUUGGUAACAAGAUUGACAGACCUGAAGCCAUCAGCGAAGAGAGGUUACGAGAGACAUUUGGUCUGUAUGGCCAGACAACAGGAAAGGGCAGCGUCCCAUUGAAAGAACUGAAUGCAAGGCCACUAGAAGUGUUUAUGUGUAGCGUGCUGAAGAGACAAGGCUAUGGAGAAGGAUUUCGUUGGAUGGCACAGUACAUUGAUUAAUGCCAAAAUCACAUUAGUACCUUCUGUCCUGUGUCUGAAUAUUAAGUUUGCUCCUUAUUUGAUCACUCAGUGUACGUAACUUGAAUUCAUUUGACUGUUUAGUUAUAAAAACAUGUUUUUAGAUAAUUAUAUCACCUAUGCUAAAUUGUGUGAGGAUUGAAAAAUUAUUUCAAGCAAGUUUGUAAGUUUAAGUACCACAACAUGUUAGCUUUCUAAUCCCAUACAACAUUCUUUUGCAACUUUUAAUUUAACAAGUCUCCAGCACCAUUUUUUGACAGAGCAACUUUCCAGUACAGUAUGUUUGAAUGCACUUUUUAACAGCUAAAAACUACGGACAUGUGAAAAAUAUUUAAUGCUUAUCAUGUUAAAUUUUUUUAUGUACUUUUUUGAAACCGGUUUUAUAACUUUAGAGUAUAUAACCAUCUUUCAAGGAAUAAUAAAUAAUUAGCUGAUGGAUAAUUGCAUGAUGCCUUACAGUUUUCAAUAAUAUACUUUCUUAUGCAACGUCAUGCAAUAAAUUUAAAUCCAGUUUUUGGCAUCUUUAAUGGAAAAUGUUUCAUUUUAAUGUGUCUUAAUUAGUAAGGCUGUCUGAUGAUCUGAAUAUGUGGGAUAUUUUCCUGAAACACAGAAGGCUACAAGGCAGUUCCUUUGUAUGUUAAAGAGUAAGGGGGAUUGUUUUUUGUUACCAGACUACCAAAUUGCAUUUGUUUUAGGAUUUUACAUAAAUAGAAGAUAAAUCUAGUCAUAUGCCCUUAUAACCACCACCUUUAAAAAUACAUACUGUGUAAAUCAGCAGUGCCAAUGUAAAUCUUGAACUGAUGACGAAAGUGAUUUUACUCAACUGGUAUCUUGAAUUAAACCCCCAAAAUAACACAAGAUAUAUAAAUUUUACUGAAGAAAUUAAAAAUAGUACUGCACUAAAUAGUCUAUGCUUAAUUUAAUUAGAUUUGGUUCUGCCUGAGGAUUUGACUGUGAAAUUGCCAGUAAACAUUUUGUCAUUGUUGCUUGUAAAAAUUUGUCAGCCCACACCUGACUGGACAAUUUCAUGUUUGAUGUUCUGAAUUGGGACAAGAUGGAUUAUUUUCUACAGUUUUGCCCUGAAGCCUAAUCAGUAUGGCAGUCACUGGAGGCCCAGGUGGCUUAUUCCUGGGCUAGAAUUUUGUUAUCUUCAGUACUUGUUCCCAGACUUUUAUGACUGUUCUUUCCUCAUCUUUGAGUGCAUUAGUUGCCUGAGAGGAAAGCAGAUUAUUUUCAAAGGAGGGGUGUUGACUCACGUGUAUAUCAGCUUCUUGUUGGUAUUAGGUGACAUUGCCAUGGAAUUGUGAUUUGUGUUUUUGUGUGCUGUAGGAUGUUUUACUCUGUAAUCUAUCUACUGAAGGUAGGGUUUCAACCCUGGAAUCACCAUUUCACUGAGGUGGGUUUGAGUUUCACUGCAGAGUUUGUUUUGCUCAUGUAAGAAUAAGAACUGGUAAAAAUGUUUUUACUGAAUCCCAAGACUGGGGCUUCUUUUACUCACUGUUACAGGUCUUUUCCAAGAUGCUCUAGGCCUUAUGCUUUCAAUAUCCAUGGCAGCAAAUGUAUUUCUGACUGUCUUGACUUCAUCAGGAAUUUUGUAUCUUGACCUACUGGGCUUGACUUUCAGAUUUAAAGCUUAGAGGCGCACAGUGAAUAGAUGAGAUGUACUCCUUGCCCAGAUCUGGGCUUGUAUGAUUGAAUAUUGAUGAUCAGUUCCUCACAGUCCUAAAUUGUACAUACGAAUAAGAUGAAUAAUUCGGAACCUGAUAACACAAAUUCUAUUUAUAACUGAAAUAUGUUACUGCACAAUCAUAUACAAAUGUUAAGCCUAGUUUGCGCAUGGUAAAGUCCACAAGUGAUGGUAUCAUCAGGUAGCUUUUUCAAAUGACCAACAUAAGAGAAUUCUGCAUUUAAACUAGUGAUCAGCUGUAAAGUAGUGUCUCUGUGUUGCGUAAAUCAAAACUGCAGGUAAGAAAUGGCCUGUUAUCAGUGUGUGGACAUUAUGCAAGUUUUUGCUAUGUAAAGCAGAUAUAUUUGAGGACAUGCCUUUCUUUUUCUAGAUUUUUCUGAUAAUAGUUAAAAUGCAGCGAACAACAGCUAAAUCAACUGACGGUGUAAAUAUUAAAAAUACUUCUUGCAGUCAUGCCAUGAUGUUGGUACAGAAAACUUGGGGUUACGUUGCCCGUGCUAAUGGAAAUGAAGCUGGAAGUGGAGGUGUUCUGCGGCCCCUCUCGUCACUGGCGUGGGGGUGCUCGCAGAUCGCUGCUGCUGGCUGAGCCGUUGUGUGGGCGUUGAAGCAGAGCUGGGGUCCUCAUCAGCUGUUACUCCAGCCAACUGGAAUAACGUUAGCGGAAAGAGGUGAUAGUAUUAAGAAUUCAAAAAAAAUAUGGAGGUGAUAAUGCUUUAAAAGUGUGUGUUAAGAGUAAUUCUUAGUGUUAUGGAAAUACUCAGACUUCAUGUUUCAUACUGUAAGACACUAGUUUAAAUGUGGUGGUUGUAAUAAGGGCGUGAAGAAAUUUGGACCAUUUGUUGAUCCAUCUGGGUGUUGUGAUGGUUCCCAUUGUGGGAAUAGCUGAUCACCACUCAUUUAAAAACACAAAUAAUCUCACUCUGUUUCAUUUCAUUCAGUAGAAGAAAUAUCUUUUUCUUCCGUAGGUAGCGUUCUGUUGUGCAUAUGAAUGUGAUUGAGUGUUGCGUGUCUUUGUGUGAAGACUUCAUUGAUGGAAAGCUAUACCGAUGAAAUGCAAGUUUUUUCUGGUGGUUUUCAUCCUCCCCCACCUCCCAUCCCAUUCUGCAGGUUGCUUAUUCCUAUGAUUGUGACCAGUCUUAUUUAUAAAGGAAGCAACUUUCACAUCCAGAUCCAACUCCUAUGAAUUUUUUUGCACUCUUGACUAUGCAGAUUUCAAUUAAACAUCACUCUAAAGAAUGUGAGAUGAAAAAGAAAACUGUCAUUAAAAAAGCUGUUAUUUA